UUUUCUCCGGUACUCUUUGCAUUAUAAACACUGGCUACCUUUCGAUUUCCCCUUGUGUUGAUCGCACUGGCUCUAUCCAUAUUCCUCGCAUCCAAAAGUCUGCGCCUACCUUCAUUCGCCAUGCCACGCCGCGGCGCAACAUCAUCGCUAUCGGCCGACACGACAACGACGACGACCGCACUCCCAGAGAAAACAGCAACGCCCGCGACAUUCACAGAUGGCGCACCCCUACCCAGAAUCGUCGUCUUCGAUCUCGACUACACAUUAUGGCCAUUCUGGGUCGACACACACGUCAGUGCGCCCAUCAAGGCGGUAGAGGGCGGCAUGAAAGUCAAAGACCGAUAUGGCGAGGGCUACGGCUUCUACCGUGAUGUUGCAGUUGUUCUAGAAGCACUCAAGCAAAACGACAUCCUAAUCGGCGCCGCUUCACGCACCCACGCCCCCGAUCUUGGCCGCGAAAUGCUGCAGCUCCUGAAGAUACCUAGCUCGUCUGGCGCGUCGCAACGAGCGAUUGAUUACUUCGACCAUAUACAGAUAUACCCCGGGAGCAAGACGACGCAUUUCGAGAGGAUACAUAGGGAUAGUGGGAUUGCGUAUGAGGAUAUGCUGUUCUUUGAUGAUGAGAGUAGGAAUAAGAAUGUUGAGGUGCUGGGGGUGACGAUGAAGUUGGUGAAGAAUGGGGUGACUACUGAGGAGAUGGAUGCGGGUGUGCGGAACUGGAGGAAGAGGUAUGGGAAGAAUAAGAAUUAGAUGUAUCACGGGUACCUCUGAAGGGAGUGGAUAGAUUACUAUGACUUAUGACAUCGUAUAGAUGGUAGAGGAUAAAACAAAAGGAUCAACUAUUGUAUCAAACUCAGUGGUGCGAACCUAGCAAAUGGCAGACCG
This is a messenger RNA of Dothidotthia symphoricarpi CBS 119687, 885 nucleotides long. Its product is annotated as magnesium-dependent phosphatase-1. Bases 121 to 750 code for a protein of 209 amino acids. Gene Ontology annotation, molecular function: acid phosphatase activity. NCBI's taxonomy places the organism in Eukaryota, Fungi, Ascomycota, Dothideomycetes, Pleosporales, Dothidotthiaceae. The record is from RefSeq and is a predicted model, not a curated record. The transcript has 2 exons.